ACCUUUAAACAAAGCAGACUCGUUUAAGGCAUUGUAGAUGAGUCGGGUCAUGAUGGCUUUACGAUCUAUUGUGCCUUUAAGUAACUCAGAGUUUAAUUUCACAAUUUAAUUGGUGACUAUCGGCUUUCCUUUCAGUCUAUUUGCGUUAAAGAUUAUCAGACUCGUGUGAAAAUAAGAAUGAGAUCGUCUCUUUCUCAUGAAGAUAUCUCUUCUCUUGAACACGCCCACAUUCCCCUUCUAAACGAACAGCGUAAAUAAGCGAGUGAAUCCUCUCAUGUUCGCCCGUGACUCACCGGAGCUUGAACUGAACUGACCAGUGAACGAAUCUUUUCAGCAAGUGAUUCGUUCGGUCGGCUCAGCCAAAAACAAAAAAAAACUCGAUCUUUUUGACGUCACGUUGAGCUACACAACGGCCGGGGCGGAAGGUGCCUGUUCAUAACUGACAACGUGAGCAUUCGUAGCAGUAAGCUUGGCCGCCGACAAUGGAGGGGGGAGGCAGGAUUUCGUGGAUGAAGUAUGGGCCUCUUUUGUCCUUAUGUGUGGUCUUUUGGGCCGUAUGGUUCCGGUCUCCCCAGAAUGAAGGGCUGGACGACCGGCUGGACACCGUGCUGUCCUCUCUGCUCCGGGCGGAGCGCAAAGUCGGGGUGAACAACGUCGCGAGACCAAAAGUAGCAGUUGGUUUUGGAGGUUGUGUUGACCUGAUAGUGGACGGGGUAUCGUUGCUGAAUAAGAUUGACCUCCCUCCCUCAGACCAGCCCCUACAUCAUGACUACAUCGAAAAUGAAGUGCAGUUGGCUCAGAGCUUUGCCUACUUCUUUGCACCUGGAGCUGCUGCAGAGCGUUUUGUGCUAAAUGAUACCUUAUUCAGUGAGCUGGUUGAAGCGUCCCGUGACUUACCUGGAAACAGAUGGGCAGUAGGCGGCAAUGCCCCGGUAAUGGCUGGUCGCAUGGCAACGGAGGGAUGUGAUGUGUUGCUAGGGGGAAGUUUCAGCCCUGAUUUUAAUGAUGUACUCUCCCAGCACAUUACAGUGGCAGGUAAUGUAGUAGAAGAGCCAGACAUUCAUCUGAUCCUGGAGUACCCAUCUGGUGCUACCUGGGGACAGUAUACCUCACGUAGAGCCAACAGAUAUAUCGUCCACAGUGAUGACCACAACCCCUACUUGGCCUCCAUGGAGGACUUUGCUGAGAAACUGGAGGACUUCAGACCAGAUCUGCUGGUGGUAGGUGGGCUGCAAAUGAUGGAUAAUUUCCCCUUCCAGUCGGGUGAGCGGGCUGCUCUCCUGUCUCGUCUGUCUGACCUCCUGUCCUCCUCGUCUCCACGUAUUGGAGUCCAUUUUGAGAUGGCCAGUUUUGUAGAAGAGAGUAUAAUGGAAGACCUACUUGACUAUGUCAUCCCCUAUGCGGACUCUUUGGGAAUGAAUGAACAGGAGCUUCCCAACCUGCUCAGUUUACUUAAAGGCUCCAACAUCACAGUGCUGUCAGACCCAAACCCUCGUGUAGCUACUGUCCUCGACCAGAUGAGGGAGGUCUAUCGCAUCCUGAAUCAGCGCCACAAGGAUGCCAGUACAGAAAGCGACACAAACAGCGCUCGAGUUAAGCCGCUGACACGGCUCCACGUCCACACGCUGGCCUUUCAGGCUAUGAUUGUGACGCAUGGCUCCCAGUGGAAGAACACCAUGUCAGCCACCGCCAAGGCCUCUCUCACAGCUAACCGCCAUGUCUGCGGCUCCAAUGACAUUGACCCCAGCAAGGCGAGGCUCAUCAUGGACGACUCCUUCUCUGUCAGCCGGCGGGAGGGCAGCCAGCGCAUCCCUCUGCAGGAGACCAGGCCCGUCAGCUGCUGGGACGAGGACAACUAUGAGAUCUGCGUAGCUCCAGUACUGGUGUGCACCGAGGUUUACCAGACUGCAGGUGGAGGGGACAACAUCUCAGCUGCUGGCCUGGUGCUGCAGAUCUAAAAGACACUGUAUCCAUCUGUGUGUAGAGCUAACUUGAUGUUGGCAAACAAUGUGGCUCUGGAUACUUGAUCUAUGGCGUGAUGCAAAGUAGCCACUGUUGGACUGUUUGUGAAAUAUAUCAGGCUAGAGCCGUCAGCCUUGCAUCUUAUGGCCCAGGUGGACCAUAAAGAAAACUUAUUGUUAUCAUUUACAGGAGUCAGAUGACGUGUUACAGUGGUUAUUGAUCAGGUUAGACCAGCGGAUUUUAAAAACAUGGGCUCAGUUUUGAUUUUUUGAGGUGAAUGCUGUGAACCCAGUAACCCAAACAUUAGUUUUCAGUCUGUCCUAACCAGAUUUUCACCAGUUCAUUGUCUGCAAGUGUGUGCAUUAAUUGUGUGUACAUAUAAUAAUAUGUAUAUGCAAAGCUCUUUUGCAUUCCAGUUCAAUUUUUUGCCUUUUGAAGGAGACACUGCCCUGCUUAUUCUGUGACUCAGCCUCGACACUCUGUAUAAAUAAUAAGGCCGAAUGCGUAGGUAUUAACAGAGCUGAAUCGAUGUUUGUGUAAAAAAAGGUAAAAGGCAGGAAGAGACACUCUGUUGAAUGGGAUGCUGUGUUAUACAUCAUGCCAUCUUACAUAUUUGCAAACUCAUGAUAGCCCAUCAUCUGACUCUUGUCCUCUACUUCUCCAAGGCCUUACAAGACUUUGCCUCCAGUCAGAAUGAGAUAAAGAGGGAUGUGGUUUGGAUAAACUCAUAGAGACCGGGUUGUUUGAAGAGCUCUUUUACAAAGCUGCAUUUACUGCUGUAGGACACUUUCUCUUUAUCAUUUUACCUUUUGGCUCCACUAUGCAACUAACUUCUACACAGAGUUGUGUAAUUGCUGAAAUAGCUGAAUUUUCUGUUUCUUGGAAGCAUGUUUUUUAGGUGUUGUCACCUACUUAAAAUCACAGUUUGAACCAGUAAACAGCAGGGCUUCUUUGACCAACCUUAACCUGUCAGGUCACAUCUGAACCCUUUUUUAAAGAGACGGCUCUAUCUUGCCUCUUCCUCUUCUAUCUCAUUCUAGUAGUAGAAAAGUAGUGAGGUGAUCACCGCCUCCUGUUCUUCCUAACAUAUGUGAAAAAUGUGGUGUGGGUGUGGUUGAUUAUGUUUUAAGACUGUCAUUCCUCUGUAUAUCAGUUGCAGUGCAAUAAUGCAAAAACAAAUGUUAAGAGACCACUGUUGGUAGCUGGAUAUGAUGUCAAAGAUCUCUCUACCUCUGUGUUCUUUUUGUUUCCCUGUCUUGUUUUUUCUCUUCAGACUUUUCUAUAAUCUGUCAUGUUUCUUCCUCCCCUUCCUCUUCCUCUGUCUAUUUAUGGCUCUUAAAGGACCAAAUGAGCCGCGUCGACUGCCGCUAAUAAACCUGCUGCAGAUGAGAAGUUGCUGGCAGCCGCAUUCUCACAUAAUAUGGCUGCUUAACAGGGAACACUUUAAUCUCUGCCUCUGGAUGUGUUUUUAGAAAAAAGGGGGUUGCAACAUUCAUUUAUUAUCUUGCAGCUAGGGUGUUACUCACCAUGAACUCCCCCUCUUAAUCUGUGGCUGAAAAUGUGAUAUCUUCAUUGUACUUGUUUAGAAUGCAAAUUUAUUUCACUUUUCACACCCACUUGUAUGUCAAAGCCACCACUUUCUGACUUCCCUUUCCUAGAAAACUGGCCUCUAUGUUGCUGUCAAUCCCUAUUUCACUAUUUUGCAGGAUUGGAAUCACUUUAAUUUGUGACUGUGCAGGAAAUGAUGCCAUCUCCGCUGUUUUUUUUUUUUUUCCUUGCAUGUAAAACUCAAACAUUCCACCACAAACCCAGCUCUAUUACAUGCAAGUGGAUUAUUUUGUUUCUUGCUUACAUGAUCUAAGAUCGUUAUUAGCUAAGUAAAGCUGCUGUUUUAGCUCCUUUUCACUGAGGGAACACAUUUAUUCAUGUUACAAUGCAACAAGUGUGAGUAUAAGUGAAAAAGAGGAACCUAAAGGUAAAGAAAAUCCCUUUAAAUAUUUUCUCUGUGUACCAAGACUGUACUGAUUUGUUGCUGUUGUUUGAUUAUGUCGAAGGUAAAUGAGCCUUAUUCUGUUUGUGUUUAGGAAAAAGGGAAUGUUUAAUACAGACGUUUUCUAUUUCUGUAGGCCCCUGUUUUAUUUUCUGAUGUCCUCUUAAACCGUAACGGGUCAUUGUUUUUACUGUGAAAUGAGACUGAAGCAGAACUUCAGCAUGCAUUCAUGUUCAGAUAGAGAACUGCUUGUGUUUGCUGUCAUAUGCUUAUCAAAGCUCCAGAUAAGUCGUAUCAUCCCUGUUUUAAAGUUUCAUGCAUGUAUAAAUAUUCACUGCAGAAUCACCUCAGAUAAAUUGCAACGCUGAUAAAUCCA
This is a messenger RNA of Acanthopagrus latus (yellowfin seabream), 4328 nucleotides long. RefSeq names its product ADP-dependent glucokinase 2 (gene adpgk2). Lineage: Eukaryota; Metazoa; Chordata; Actinopteri; Spariformes; Sparidae. Bases 483 to 1958 code for a protein of 491 amino acids. Gene Ontology annotation, cellular component: endoplasmic reticulum. The transcript has 7 exons. Gene Ontology annotation, molecular function: ADP-specific glucokinase activity. The record is from RefSeq and is a predicted model, not a curated record. Gene Ontology annotation, biological process: glucose metabolic process.